Mesitornis unicolor (brown roatelo) is the source of this 865-nucleotide messenger RNA. Its product is annotated as SLAIN motif-containing protein 2-like. The record is from RefSeq and is a predicted model, not a curated record. The annotation marks the transcript as partial. Gene Ontology annotation, biological process: cytoplasmic microtubule organization; microtubule nucleation; positive regulation of microtubule polymerization. The transcript is spliced from 4 exons. Gene Ontology annotation, cellular component: microtubule plus-end. NCBI's taxonomy places the organism in Eukaryota, Metazoa, Chordata, Aves, Mesitornithiformes, Mesitornithidae.
AUAUAUGUUCCCAAAGAAGACACUGACUCCAGAGCAAAAAAGUGUCAGUCCAUUAGUUUGGUGCAGGCAGGUAUUGGAUUCCCCAAGUCCUGACAUUGAAUGUGCUAAAAAGUCCCUGAUCCGCAGGCUGGAACAGACAAUGUCAGCUCUCAAGAGACAGAGUUUGUACAGCAGCCCUUUCAGUGCGGUCAGUUACGCAAGCUCCUGUAGUCCAAAUACCGGUAGCCCCUACAGCAGUGGUUUCAACUCUCCCUCCUCAACACCAGUGAAAUCUGGUUUAGCAAAACAGCUUAUACCUCCUGGUACCUCAGGUCAUCUUAAAAGUUCAGCAGAUAGAAAUCCUCUGCUAAGUCCACAGUCCUCUCUGGACAGUGAAUUAAGUGCAUCAGAGAUGGAUGAAGACUCUAUUGGGUCUAAUUACAAGCUAAAUGAUGUUACAGAUGUGCAGAUUUUAGCACGAAUGCAAGAAGAAAGUCUCCGGCAAGAGUAUGCAGCAACUGCGUCUCGGCGUAGUUCUGGUUCUUCUUGCAAUUCUACAAGGCGAGGCACAUUCAGCGAUCAGGAGCUCGAUGCACAGAGUUUAGAAGAUGAAGAAGAGGGCACGCAUCACACAGGGCACCCUGCUGUUAGCAGGUUCUCACCUUCACCUCGCAGUUCUCCCUGGCCUUCACCAAAACAAUCUCCAAGGAAUUCACCUCGCUCCCGAUCACCUGCUCGAAGCAUAGAAUACAGCAGAGUGUCACCCCAACCUAUGAUUAGCCGUUUACAGCAACCUCGUCUUUCACUUCAAGGCCAUCCUACAGAUUUGCAGACUAGUAAUGUCAAAAGUGAAGGUAAAAAGCUCUGUCUCAAAUUCAUUACACAA